AUGAUGGUGGUGUUGAUGCUAUUAAUAGCUUUACUAGCAACAACUGUAACAACAACAGUACAAGCCCAGCAGCAGCAACAACAACAGCCCCAAUUAUCCAAAAUUCCAAUCAAAACACACAAAUACGAAUACGAUGGCAGUGGCAACAAUGAGCAAAAUCCAACGUGGGGCACCGCUGGAAGUCCUCGUGUGCGCAUAGUACCAUCCAUGGAUGGCUUCAAAGAGCUGCCUGGUGUUCCUCGCGAUGAAUUCAACGACGAUCUUCCCAGCGCUCGUCGCGUCAUGGAAGAACUCUUUCGGUUUCCCGCAAUGAAACAAAAGAAGGCUAGCACUUCCACCAACGAUUUAAAGCUAUUGUUUGGCAUGAUUAUUAGCAGCGACAUUCUCGGAGCCACGGGCAGCAACGCCAGCGAACCCUUUGACAUGACCGGCGAUGGAAACUUUACCGAUGGAGUCUUUUGUCCCGUCACGGGUAAGUUUGAUGCUACGGAAGGAUAUGCCAAGUCUUUUCCUAGAUACAAUCAUCAAUUGCUGCAAACGCCACAAGGCGAACCAGUCCGUGCCACGAGCAACAAGGGAACUGCCUGGAUGGAUUUGGGAUGCAUCUAUGGGACUACCGAACAACAAAAUAUUGACAUUCGGACUAUGCAAGGUGGCUUCUUUGAUUUGGUGGACAAUGGCAAUGGAUUGUUGCCUAGAGAACCAUAUCUUCGUUCCUGUUUUAGCAUUGUUCCAGGAGCUUAUGCAUUGCAUGUAUUGUGGAUGCGAUUGCACAAUUACGUGGCCAAGAUUAUUAGUGAAGAACAUGACGACAUGAAUGACGAAGAAAUCUUUCAAGCGGCAAGGAACUAUGUCAUUGCCACCUAUCAAAAAAAUGCCGUGACCAAAUACAUUCCUGCUCUACUCGGAGAUUCCAUGGGCCCCUAUCAAGGAUACGAUCCAAGUUUGGAUCCAUCCAUUGAUGAGUACUUUGGUGCCGUCACCUAUCGCUAUGGACAUUCCGAACAACCCGACAUUGUCCGAUUGGUCGAUCCAGACUUUUUGCCCACUUCCCAAGACCCCAUCUUUAUGCGGUCGGCCUAUCAUGGGAAUCCACAAAAGAUCAUUGAACGCGCGGGUGGCAUUGAAGACGUUUUGCGCGGGGCAACGACGGUACCGACCAAGCCAUUUGAUUAUUACUUUGAAGACGACUUGAACUUUUACAGCAAGGCUACUAGUAUGGUCGAUGUCCAACGUGCCAGAGAUGUUGGUAUUCCGCCCUACAAUCAAGCUCGCCGCAACACUGGUUUAGCACCUAUAGGGUCAAUUCGCGAAUUGGUGGUGGACGAAGGGGGGUACGACAAUGACGAAUUGGUACGUGUCAUGGAAAAUCUGUAUCAAGGAGAUGUUGAAAAGGUGGAUUCCUACGUCGCCACGCUCUUUGAAAAACCAAUCAUUUCCGAUGGGCUCUUUGGACCAUCUCUGACGGAUUCGACGCGAGACCAGAUUCAUCGGAUUCGUUCCGGAGAUCGAUUCUGGUAUGAGAAUACUUUUACCGAACAAGAAAUCAUGGACCUUCCCUCCUUGACAGAUGUCAUCAAGUUGGUCUGUACCGGCAUGGACAAGUUUCCAGAAACAUUCUUUCGUGUCUAUGGUUAUGAAGAUAAUGGAAGCAAUGGAAGUGGUGCUGGACAAGGCAAUUGUAAAGGAGAAUCCAGGAAUCAAGUGGGAUUGUUGGGUGGAGACAUGUCCAUGAAAUGGGUCAUCGAUCGACCGCUGAUGGACCCAAAGAAUGCCAACAAGAAGAUUACCGACGAGGCAAUGGAGAGUAUCAUUGAAUUGACACUCACAGCCAAUACACCAAUGGAAGGAGCGGGGUACUUGGGCAUUGGAUGGAGGUCGCGAAAAAUGGCAGGAGCCGAAAUUUGGUUCUGUACUGUUAAUCCAAGUCUCUUUGGACAAGGAUUUACACCCAAUUGUGACGACCGACAAACAACACCCGAUAUGUUCCAAUGUUGCGUGGCCAGUGGGGCCAAUGUCAAGCCUUCUUGUUUGAGUCCCGAGGAUUCGCGUCACUAUGACUUGGAUGUGGUUAAUUGGUGCUUGUCACCUGCAGAAUCCUCCGUUACCAUUAAAGCAUUGGUCUGUGAUGGCAAUGACAAUGACAAUAUUGAUGGUGGUAUCAAGACGGGUUGCUUUGACAUUGCAUCCAAUCCAGAUGGGUCCAUUGACAUGAUUGUUUCCUUCAAUCCAAACGACCAGAACCGUCCUCAUGGAUUCCAACGAAGAACAUCGACAGUGGUCGACCUCAAGGCUGGAAUCAUGACGGCGGCCGAAGAUGGAGUGGCCGACACUGGAAUGAUUGCCUAUCAUGGAAUCACAAUGUUGGUCUUUUGGAUGAUCAUGGCGCCCAUUGGAAUUUACAUAGUUCGAUACAUGAAAACUAAGUCCUGGCGUUUGGCGGCUCAUAUCUCCAUCAUGGGAGCCGUGGGUGGUUUGACGAUUCCCAUUAUUGUCGGUGUGGAGAGUGCGGUUGGAGCGUCUUCGGAUAAGACAGCAGAGCACUCAACGAUUGGCCUUAUCUUGACACUGCUCAUCCUUCCCAUGUUCGUGGCAGGAAAGAUUCGGUAUUCCAAACUGCAAGGACAACAAGUGGGACGCAAGACGGCUCAUUAUGCUUUGAUCUUUCACAAGUUUUUUGGGUACGGAAUCUUGAUCUUUAGUUGGUGGAAUUGUUAUACAGGUCUGGUUCGUAUCUCUCCUGCCGAUUCAUUCUUCCAAUUGAUCGUGCUAUCCUCCUACAGUAUCGGAUACAACGUCCCCAUCUUUGGUUACAUCAAGAAUUCCUUGUACUGGCCAUACUUGUCAUGUGUUUGUAUCAUUUAUGUUUUGGCCGAGAUUCGCAAGCGGAUCCUCAAUCACAAGAUGCGGAAUCAAACUGCCAAAACCAUCUGGGACAGUGAAACGGAUGAUCCAAAGGAGUACGAUGAGAUGGGAAUGGACAAGUUCUUAGAGCUAGUCAAACUCGGAAGUCCUCUCUGUAUCGUCGAUGGUCGAGUAUUGGAUCUUACUGGAUUCCUGGAACAUCACCCCGGGGGCAGUGACAUGCUGGAGAACGUUGGCGGUACUGAGAUCACAGAUGAAGUCAAGGGAUUGCGAGCCAUUGAAGGAUUUAGACACACACAUUCGUAUACUGCAGUGCAGAAAAUGAGAUCUUUGAUCGUUGGUAUCUUGGUCGAUGAAGAAGAUGACAAGGUUCCUCCAUUGCCCAAGUUUCUUCAGGCGUCCAAAAACAUGAAGCGAACUGGUGCUCUUCGGAAGAUAACAUCGUCGGACGUUGAGAGUAGUUCAGAUGGUGGAUCUUCGUCGUUUCAUUUCGACAGAUCGAAGACUCUGUCCCAAGUGUUUCGCCGAGCACGAAUUGUCAAAACAACCUUUGUCACGCCAAGCAAUGAGAUCACCCAAGAAAAUAAGCCUGUGGUUUUGCUUUACCUCGCCGCACCAAAGCGUCGUGACCUCGAAUCAAGAGAUCUCAUUGUUCCAACCUCUGCCUACAGAUUCCGAGUCAUGAAUCCUUGGGGAACAAGCUUUGAAGCUUAUUAUACCCCGGUCAAUCUGAACGAUGGUCCGGUGAUGGAAAGCAACAACUUUAACUUGACUGAAGAUGAGGAGCUUCUAAAGUUCUUUAUCAGUCUUCGUCCUGGUGGUCAGAUUACUAGAGCUUGCAUGGCUUGGAAAGUCGGAAAGACCAUUCCAAUCCUUGGUCCCAGUAUCAACCCUGUGGCAUUGCAUUCGAUUGACUCCAAUGCGAGUUCCCAACCUGUUGUCAUGUUUGCUGCUGGAACUGGAAUUGCUCCCAUGAUUCAGAUGAUUGACUUUUACACAGCACCCAAGAAACUUCGUCACUCCCCUUACCUUUUCUUGGUAUGGAUAUUGAAGAACCCAAUUCAAAACUAUAAUGAAUGGAUUGGUUUGGAAAAACGAGUCAAGGCUGCCACGAAGCACAACAAGUCCAAGUUCAAGUGGGUUGUCCUGUACUCGUCGACCACUAACGUAAAAACGGACAAGAAGACCAAGAAGGAAGUUCGAAAGGGGAAGUCAAAGGAAAAGCAGGAAGGUGCCUUGGAAGUAACUGAGAAAACUGAGAAAGAGGACAUUCCCACGACCCCCAGUAAAUCUCCCCGCACAAGUCGCAAGUUGUUGCAACGAAAGAGUUUUGACGACAAACGGCAACUUCGCAUGUUCCGUGCGGGUCAAGGCAACAGCGGAGGAAGGCUUUCGGAAAUGCAGGGCGACGCGAUUGGCUUUAUGCACCGACUGGAGGAUGAAAGCACGCUUGAUGACUCUAGCAGACGGGAAGAUGACUCCACCAGCGCAGCGGAUUAUAAUGAGGCGGAGGAUGUCGGCUUUGAUGCGGACAUUGUGAAUGACGUCUUUUGGCGUGUCCACGGAAACAAAUGCAUGACAUUGAAAUUUAAUCAAGAUGUAGUUUCCAGGAUCACAAAAGCAGCUCAAGCCGAAGUAGACCGUGAGGCCAAACAAGAGAACAACAAGAGCAGCAGAAUGUUGUUCCAUCACAACCCGGUCGCCGAUGAGGAUCCAGACAAUAACAACAGCAAGGCGAUGAAGGCUUAUCUCUGUGGCAGCCCUGGAUUUGACGACAGCGUCCGAGAGAUGCUCAUCGAAAGUGGGUUUUCGAAGGAGAACAUCACAAACUUUUAUGCGUCUCCAUCUGUCCACCUUUGA
Messenger RNA from Cylindrotheca closterium, 4725 nucleotides. Lineage: Eukaryota; Bacillariophyta; Bacillariophyceae; Bacillariales; Bacillariaceae. The record is from the annotation of a GenBank genome assembly.